AUGCGCACCGCACACCCUCUCCAACCUCCUGGGGGCCGAGGACGUGGGGGUGGGGGCGUUAGAGCCUUGGGCGACCCUGGGGACCCGCUGCUGGGCGGAUGCGGCCUGGCCAGACGAGGACCUGGAGGAGGAAGAGCAAAGUGUGGGGCCGAGGGUGGGGAGUGGAGCAGGGCAGCCAUUCCGACGUGCAGAGAGGUGACAGGAACACCCUCCAGAGGCUUUGAUGAGAAGACGUAUCUGGCAGCCAAGCAGCUGAAGCCUGGAGAGGACCCCUACAGGCAGCACGCCUUCAACCAGCUGGAGAGCGACAAGCUGACCUCAGACCGACCCAUCCGGGACACCCGUCACUACAGUUGUCCAUCCCUGUCCUACUCCUCGGACCUGCCGGCCACCAGCGUCAUCAUCACCUUCCACAACGAAGCCCGAUCCACCCUGCUGCGCACGGUGAAGAGUGUCCUGAACCGAACUCCUGCCAGCCUGAUCCAGGAGAUCAUUUUAGUGGAUGACUUCAGUUCAGAUCCGGAAGACUGUCUGCUCCUGACCAGGAUCCCCAAGGUCAAGUGCCUGCGCAACGACCGGAGGGAAGGGCUGAUCCGGUCCCGAGUCCGCGGCGCGGACGUGGCCGCAGCCGCCGUCCUCACCUUUCUGGACAGCCACUGUGAGGUGAACACCGAGUGGCUGCAGCCCCUGCUGCAGCGGGUGAAGGAGGACCACACCCGCGUGGUGAGCCCCAUCAUUGACGUCAUCAGUCUGGAUAAUUUUGCUUACCUUGCUGCAUCAGCUGACCUUCGAGGAGGAUUCGACUGGAGCCUGCACUUCAAGUGGGAGCAGAUUCCUCUGGAGCAGAAGAUUGCCCGGACAGACCCCACCAAGCCCAUAAGGACGCCCGUCAUAGCUGGAGGAAUCUUUGUGAUUGACAAGUCCUGGUUUAACCACUUGGGAAAGUAUGAUGCCCAGAUGGAUAUCUGGGGGGGAGAGAACUUCGAGCUCUCCUUCAGGGUGUGGAUGUGCGGAGGGAGCUUGGAGAUCGUGCCCUGCAGCCGGGUGGGCCACGUCUUCAGGAAACGGCAUCCCUACAACUUCCCCGAGGGCAACGCCCUCACCUACAUCAGGAAUACCAAGCGCACUGCAGAGGUGUGGAUGGACGAAUACAAGCAAUAUUACUACGAGGCCCGGCCCUCCGCCAUCGGGAAGGCCUUCGGCAGUGUGGCCUCGAGGAUCGAGCAGAGGAAGAAGAUGAACUGCAAGUCCUUCCGCUGGUACUUGGAGAACGUCUACCCAGAGCUCACGGUCCCAGUGAAGGAAGUGCUUCCCAGCAUCAUUAAGCAAGGAGUUAAUUGCCUGGAAUCCCAGGGCCAGGACACAGCUGGUAACUUCCUGCUUGGAGUGGGGACCUGCAGGGGGUCUGCCAAGAACCCGCCAGCACCCCAGGCAUGGCUGUUCAGUGACCACCUCAUCCAGCAGCAGGGGAAGUGCCUGACCGCCACCUCCACCUCCGUCUCCAUCUCCCCUGGGUCCCCGGUCGGACUACAGACGUGCAACCCGAGAGAAGGCAAACAGAGAUGGAGGAGAAAAGCCUCUUUCAUCCAGCAUUCGGUCAGCGGCCUCUGCCUGGAGGCCCAGCCCACACAGCUGGUGACCAGCAAGUGCCAGGCUGACACCCCCGCCCAGCAGUGGCAGCUGUUGCCGCAGCCGCACACAUGAUGGCAGCCCGGGGCCUCCUGUACCUUCUGCAUGAGACUUUGGGACUGGAAGGGGUUAGGGUGGGGGAGUGUAAAGCGGGCCGUUCCCAUCUCCUCACAUUUCUGCCGGAACCAUCAGCAAACACCCCUGCCAUGAGACACCAUUCUCCAGAGCUUGCACAGGGCGGGCAUGGGGGCGUGCCUCGGUGCCCAGGCUGCCGACCCGCCCUCACCCCGGGAGAGAAGAAGGCCAGGAUCUGGACUGCUACUGGGUAGAGACUGGGCAGGUGCCCUCACAUCUUUGUCCCCUCCCUUCUCCUUCCUGGGGGCCUGGGCAGUGGGUUGGGUGCCCUCCCGUCGUUGUCUGGGUAGAUCAAGGACAGAAGCCCACCUAGGGUCCCCACUGUGUCACAGGCCCUGUUUGUGGGAUCAUGGGAAGAGGAUGUAGGUGGCAUGGAUGGAGAAACCGAGGCUGGGAGGAGAGGGGCAGCCUGCAGUGUGGGUGGAGAACCAGGGGGAAGUGAGUAGCUCAGUGGCCUGUCCCCGGCAGGUGCUGGGCUGGGUGUGGGAGGGAGGGGGUCGGGAGCAGAGGAUGGGUGAUUUGUGGAAGGACGUGGACAGGAAAGCGGCACAGCACCCAAAGAGUGGGUCUCUUCCCGGGCACCCAACCUCCCAGGCCGCACCAGCCCCCGGGCACGGUGCCCGCCUCCGUCCUGUGCUCCGGUCCCCACUUCUUAGGAAGAGGCUGCGGGGCAAUCUUCAGGGGCAGGCUUGGGACACUGUGUAUUACACAGAUCCCACUUCUGUUUGGUCAUGUGUCAGGACAAGACGUCGCCCUCUGGGCCUUACUGACCCGCUGGCGCCCUGUGCCCCUUGUCUGGGCCCACCACGAAGACCCCGUAAGGACAGGCAGCCACCCUGCCAUGCACCACUGAGCUGCCCCGUCCAGGUUCGCAGUGACGCUGCCUUCUCCAAAGCCUUUGCCUUUGUAAACAGAGCAUGAUGGAAUGGGGGGGCCCGUAAGAAUGGGACCUCCGUCUGGAGCAUCAGCGCUCCCUACGUCAUUAGGGAGAAAGUCCUCCAGGCCCAGCCUCGUGCUCCCUCUGCCCGCCCCCCCCCCC
Messenger RNA from Myotis brandtii (Brandt's bat), 2803 nucleotides. RefSeq names its product polypeptide N-acetylgalactosaminyltransferase 16 (gene GALNT16). The record is from RefSeq and is a predicted model, not a curated record. Lineage: Eukaryota; Metazoa; Chordata; Mammalia; Chiroptera; Vespertilionidae. Bases 1 to 1704 code for a protein of 567 amino acids. The transcript is spliced from 16 exons. Gene Ontology annotation, cellular component: Golgi apparatus.